AUGAAGUACUUUAUAUUCUGGACGAUAUUGUUGCUUGCACCUUUUGCUGCGGCGGAUGAUUGGGAGGAUUUUACCAAUAAUCUUGCAACUGACUUGGCCCCCUUAAUAACGCUCUUUGGUGAACGACUCACGAAACAAUUUCUCUCCGAGUCGAUCAGCCUCUUAGACAACAUAAUCUUCGCCUUAUCACCACUUGGUGUUUUAACAGCAGUUGUUUCAGUCAUUCGAGUUUGCGGUAGCUCAUCCCUCAAAGCAUUCGUAGGGAGAGCACAAGAGGGCCCUGCCGAGGCUGAAAGCGAACUGUUACCAUGUGUGUCACAGUCAACAGCGGAGCUAUUCAAUGAUGGGGGCAUUUCAAGAGUCUUUGGCAGGCCCAGGAUUGUUGAGAUUGUCUCAUGGGACGGGGAGAACAAAGAUCCGAAGACAGGGAAAGGAUCGGUCGAAUUUGGAACACUUCGUGACGCGAUUAGGAAAGGAGCGUGGAGUGCUAAAGGAUCAGGUCUUGCCUCUGAAGAUUUGGAUGAUCUGACCCGUCUCCCAGAGCUCGAUAUACCAAACCUGUCUUUGAAUAAGGGGAUCAAGAGAAGGCAUCCGAGGUGGUUUAAAUGCGCUGCUAUCUUGGGCGCUAUCAUGCAGAUAGGGGUCAUUAUAUACGCUGCAAUCACUGUAUUUCUAUUUCCCGGAGAUUUUGAAAAGGACGACAAACCAGUGGCCAGUUACGCAUUCCCAUUCUAUGUUGUCGGAACGACCUUGCUCUUCGCAGGCAUGCUCUUUUGCGCGAUCAUUAUCGAACGCUCUUCGAAACAAUAUUACAUCAAACCAAACAAGCCAAAUAAUAAGAUCUAUUGGCUGCAACCCGGGAAUCAGCACGUGGGUGAUCAGGUCUUCGGCGCAUUUAUGGCCGUCAGGCAAGGACCAGAAUCAUCAAUGAGCGAGGGGCUGGAAUAUAUCAAAUCUACCCGUUUCCCGAAAUACGAUGGCAGAUAUGUUGAACUCUAUACAGUCUUAGGUUCGACAAUGCUUGGCUUCAUCAUUCAAUUUGUUGGCCUAAGAGGACUUCAUGCAUCCGUCAUUCUAGCCCAGCUGGGCUCGACUUUCAUCAUGUCGAUUCUGCGCACUUGUCUAAGGACUCAGAGAAUGGCACCUGAAGAGAACCUUCUUAAAGACGAACGAGAUCUCGCUACACAGAGGAAACAAGAACUUGAUGCUUUUGCAUUUUACCUUCGUGGGGUCGCUUCGUUCGAACCCGCUUCAUCGACUAGUACUACACCCCGCAGUAAUUCUUCAGACAGCUAUGUGGCUCAUCCGGAGAAACCGCUGGUAAAAGAGAUCAUUGAAACUCGGGCUCUUCUAGCAGACAUAACCUCCAAGCAAGAAUCGAAGCAUGGGUUGAAUGUACCAUGGGACGAUAUUCCAACUCGAAAAGUGGCAAAGAGCCUGGCAGACACAAUCGGGAUGACAAUGGACUUAUUGUCCAGCUGGGGUGUUGAGUACGAGAAAGAAUUUCGAUUUGAUCUCUCAUUCGAGUGCAAACUUGAAGGGCCUGAAAGGACUUCAUAUUCCCAUGGGCAACACCCAAUCCGCGUUCAAAGGAGCGGCGAUGCUUUGAAAUGGAAAGUCGACCAGAGUGAACUCGAAGCAAUCAUUGGAUUGUCAACUUGGUCAUUAUACAAAUUCGACGAGGGGUGGAAGAAUCCUCUCGUUCGAAUGGUGGGCCUCAAUGAGUCUGAGGCUGGAACACUGGAGAUGUACCUGGACUUUCAUAAAUGGAUCUUCCAACAAACUGAAGCUAAGAUUGUCUCCGCUGAGACGAUUGAUUCGUCGAAACGGCUUUUCGGAUUUGAAUCGGAUCGCUAUGUCUACGACAAUGAUAUACUUGUUGUUCGAACAGAAAAUAGUGUGGAGACUAUGGUUGCUCAAGAUAUCUACAUCCAAUUCCUUCACAAUGCCCUCAAACCUAACAAUGCAUUCAAAGGGGAUACCCUUCUAAACGACAGCAUCCAUAGUUCAACUUUUCGGCAGAGCUUUUCUGCAAAGAAUAGCCAGAUUGAAGAGCUCAUUCAUUGCUUCGAGAGUUGCAUGCUGGGAUCCCGAGAAGAUGCACUUCUUUGUGCCAUACCUACCUUGCGAAGCUUAAACCUUCUUCCAGAGUUGGCAGGAGAUUCUGCCCAAGUGAGGAAGCAGAUCGAAGAUCUGAUAAGCCAAAACAACUGGGAGAAAGCGUUCAGACUUCUCGAAUGGAUAUGCGAGCGAUCUCAAGGCGAUGAGCUACGCAAUUCUGCAUAUGAACUGGGUUAUCUCUGCCGCCGGGCUCUGAUGGUCCACGAUGCUAGUAUCCGGGGAGCAGGGCUCAAAUAUAUGUGCAAAAUCCUCAAGAAGAAUAUCAGGGGGGACUUUCUCAACUCCCAGCACGUGAGGUCACCCAUGCACUGGUCAGAGUCGAGCCAAUUGGAGCACUGGCUGGGGCAAUUUUCCAGGGAACUAGGAUGGAUUGCAUGGCAUAUUUCGAGCAACAUACCGAGCGCUGAGUGUAUACAGCCCACCCUCAAAUCCCACGGAGUGUUGGAAAGCCUAGGCACAUCUGCAGAAAGCGGCGAAGAUGCAAAACUUUCGAUAGCAACGGUGAAAGCCACGCAGGAGUUUUUAACCUUGAGUGCUUGGGAUAUCCACCAUCGUGAUCUAGAGGGAAAUGACGAUGAACUAGGCUACAUCUGGGCCUUGAAAGAAGACCUGGGUGCAAUCGCAUAUUUAUUAUGUAUUGCGGCAAGGCAUCCCGCUGGUCAGGGUGUGAAUGUCCUUCUUCGACAUGGUGCUGAUAUUGGGGCGUCAGAUGAAAGGACAAUAUCAGCCUUGCUCCAAGCCAUUGAUGAAAAUGAUUUAAUAGCUGCUGAGACACUCCUUGAAAACGGGGCUAAUCCGAAUGGCAACGAGAAAGGACCGGAUGCCAAUCCGUUGGGUCUCUGUGCUCAACGAGACCUUACUGACAUGGCACAGUUGCUUCUUGGCCAUGGCGCUUCGGUUUAUACCACUGACGCGAGUGGCAUGUCUGCACUUCAUUGGGCAAGCAAUGAGAAUAAACUCGGCAUUGCCAGCCUGCUACUUUCCCAUGGAGCGAAUGUUGGGAAAUUUGGAGCCGAUGGAGUCAUACCACUUCACUGUGCGGUCAGAAACAAUUAUCUCGACAUGACGGAGUUGCUCCUCAAAGCCGGAUCUGAGACUGAUGCCCCAGGGGGUAACCGAGAGAAGACCUCGCUGAUGUUUGCGGCCGACUCAGGCUUCGUCGAUAUUGUCUAUAUGCUGUUAGCGAAUGGCGCCAAUGUACAUGCGCGAGAUGCGAAGGGGUUGACGGCUUUGGACUGGGCCAAGAUAAGCAAUCGCUCGGAUAUUGUAAAGAUUCUCGAAGAAGCAACUUGA
Penicillium cosmopolitanum is the source of this 3414-nucleotide messenger RNA. RefSeq names its product ankyrin repeat domain-containing protein. NCBI's taxonomy places the organism in Eukaryota, Fungi, Ascomycota, Eurotiomycetes, Eurotiales, Aspergillaceae. The transcript has 4 exons. Gene Ontology annotation, molecular function: protein binding. The coding region runs from base 1 to 3414 and encodes 1137 amino acids. The record is from RefSeq and is a predicted model, not a curated record.